AUGGAGGGGAGUAAUAGCAACGAAACAACAACAACAACAACAAAAAAGUACUGCGAAUUGUUCACUUUGGAAGAUUUUUUUUUCCUUUUUAUAUAUUUUUUUUUUGAUGAGUUUUAUUUUGGUUUUAGUUUCUACGCACAGGUUUGGAAGCAUUCCUCUCAGUGCGUGUGUGUUUGGUUUGCUUCUGUUUUGUGUAGUGGGUUGAAUAGGAUGUCUUCUGCGGACAUAACUGCCAUGUACGGUGUGAGGGAGGAUGUGGGAGUUCCAUUCUACAUCUCUUCCUCGGAGCUAAUUGCCGGGAGCGUCGCCGGCUUUGUGGAGCACUUUGCCAUGUUUCCAUUUGACACGAUCAAGACUAGAAUACAGAGUGGGAGCUCACCAAACAUCGCAUCCGCCCUUCGUCAGGUGUUUCGUAGCGAGCCUCUCACGCACCUCUACCGUGGUGUUUUUCCCAUUCUUGUGUCCGCUGUUCCUUCGCACGGAGCGUACUUUGGCUCAUAUGAGUCGGCCAAGCGUGCUUUUGGAGAGGAUUCAAAUGCAUCGAUCCUGAUAUCCUCGAGUUGUGCGGCGGCGGCCCACGACACGAUCGCCACCCCUUUUGAUGUUGUGAAGCAGCGGAUGCAGAUGGACAAUGGAGGGCGAUUCACUUCUUCUUUGCGGUGUGCGCGUUACGUUUUUGAAGAGAAUGGGCUCCGGGUAUUUUUUGUUUCGUUGCCCACAACAAUAUUGAUGAAUGUGCCACACGUUGCGACGUACUGGACGGUGUACGAGGGAUUCCUCGCUUUUCUGGGUGGUGGGCGCCGCGACAAGGAGAACGAGCUUGCGGUGGAGUAUGUGGCAGCCGCCCUCUUAGCCGGCACCAUGGCAUCAGUAGUCUCUUCCCCGUUGGAUGUUGCCAAGACGCAUCUACAGCUUGGGAAUGAAUCACGUUUUUUGGCGGUCUUACGAAAUAUUGCUCUAAACCGUGGUGUGCGUGGAUUUUUUGCUGGCGUUUCUGCGAGAAUUAUACACACGGCUUCCUCAGGCGCACUGAUGAUGAUUACUUACGAGAUGACAAAGAAAGCCAUGGAGCGUUGGUAA
This is a messenger RNA of Trypanosoma cruzi, 1080 nucleotides long. RefSeq names its product mitochondrial carrier protein, putative. The record is from RefSeq and is a predicted model, not a curated record. The transcript has a single exon. Gene Ontology annotation, molecular function: ferrous iron transmembrane transporter activity. Gene Ontology annotation, biological process: iron import into the mitochondrion. NCBI's taxonomy places the organism in Eukaryota, Euglenozoa, Kinetoplastea, Trypanosomatida, Trypanosomatidae. Gene Ontology annotation, cellular component: mitochondrial membrane. Bases 1 to 1080 code for a protein of 359 amino acids.